This is a messenger RNA of Calliphora vicina (urban bluebottle blowfly), 1801 nucleotides long. RefSeq lists its product as uncharacterized. The transcript has 3 exons. The record is from RefSeq and is a predicted model, not a curated record. NCBI's taxonomy places the organism in Eukaryota, Metazoa, Arthropoda, Insecta, Diptera, Calliphoridae. The coding region runs from base 159 to 1661 and encodes 500 amino acids.
UUUUUUUUUGAUUAAAGAAAAAUCAAAUUUUUAUUUUAAUAAAAUAUUUGAUUUAAAUUUAAAAUAAUUUGUUAAAAUUUUAUAUUUUUUUAUUUUAUAUAACAACAAAAUUUAAAGCAAUUUUGAAGAGGGAAAAAACAAGAAACAUAAAUAUCACAAUGACCAGUACAAAUAUAAAUAAGAUAGUGCAAUCUAAUAUUAAUAUAAAGCCCUGGAUGCUGUCCAAGAACACCAAUCAAAUUGUCAGCACUUGCAUACAAAAGAUCUACAAACAAAUGCCGGCUAGUUUUAAUAAAGGCACAAAACUAAACAAAGUGGCUACACCCAGAGUGGAGAAUAAAGGGCCUUUGCGCGCCUUUAAAAGCCAAGAACGUCCUACACCAUUAACCACCAUAAAACCCAUAGCUGACUCUAUGAAAAAAUCCAACACUAAACUGAAACCGCAAGUUAAUAAUCUCAUAAACUCCUUAAAAGUCAGCAAUAAAAACAAUCAACAAAUGGCCAGCAAAUUUGCAGGAGCAAAUUUAAUGCCCAACAAACGACUUUUGAAAACACCCAACUACAAAAUCUACAAAUCAAGGCGUUUUGGUUCAAGUGCCAGUAGUUCACGUUCCAGCCUAUUUCGGCGUUAUGAUGAAAGAAGACGACAACGGCAAAAUUAUCCAGCACAAAUCAAUUACCUAAUACGAUCUUUCCAUACCAGUCAAUUUGAGCCCACAUACGCACGCUAUUUAAUGCCCGUACGUAAUCAGCAGGUGGAAGCUAAUUUAGGUUCUAUUCCAGAUGCUAUUAAAUUCAGUACGACCAUACAAAAUGAUUUAAUGGCAAUUGAUACUGUGACCAGAAAUAAAGUAGCCUUUGUGGGACAACAUAAAAGUAAUUUGAAGCUAGCGGAACGUAAUCGUUUCGAUGUCUGGAAUCAUCCUCCUUCUCUAAGCAAGUUUAGAAUUAAUACGCCCAAAGAAUCGGCAAUUAAAACUGUAAGUUUGAAUGCAGAGCGUAGUAUGAGAAGAGCUAGACUUAUGCCCGAGCAUAGAGACUAUGCACGCAUCAAUGUCUUACCCACGGCUCAAUUGAAACAACACAAACCGCCAAAUGAACUGUUCACGGCUCAACAUGAUCGCCACAAAACUGAAUUGCAUGAGAAGCAUCGACGUAAUCGUAUGAAGAAACUGGGUUUGAUUGAAUCGCCCACAGCUCCAGAAUCGGAAACGGAGGAAUGUGGGGAAAGUAUCAAAGCAGCUCUAAAGUCAAAUCAAAAAGCUAAUGAAUUGAGUGAAAGUAUUUUACCAACCAAAAGAGAAAUGAAGUAUAUGUCUAAACUUUCCCCAACUCUAAGUAAUCAAACUGAAACUAAACCUCUACCAAAAGUAACAACUAACCUGAGUCUCAACACCACUCAAAGUGAGGAAAGCAGAACAAAUAGCUUUCAUUCUGCUAAAAAGGAAAAUAACAAUUCUAUUGUAGCUAAAAAAGCAAAUACCUCUUCUGCUAAUUCCUUACCCAGCAGGGACUUAACUUCUCUAACUUCUGCUGCCUUACCCCAGGCUUACUCUAUAACAUCACCUAUUGCAGCUGCAAGAGCUCAAAUUCAGAAUAGAAAUAGUUAUGGAUCAUAUCGCUACAAUCGUGCGGAUUUCUUUAGUACGAAAAAAUAUUGAAGCUCUUUGUUGAGAUGUGUGAUUUUUCCAAGCUUUUUUUAAAAUUCUUUAAAUGUUCUUGAAUGAUUUAGGCGUAAAUGUUUAUAUUUGAUAAAUUUGUAAAAACUUGGCGGUGUUAUUAUCAAUAAAUAUUUAAAUAG